ACACAAACCAAUACCCUUUUUUCUCUGUUUAUUUUCUAUGUUUUUACCUCAAAAAACUUGUACAGUAAUACAAAUAUUAAAACCAAAAGUUCACUAGAACUAGAAUCUUUCAUUUAUUUAACUACACUCUAUACAUACAUACAUACAAACAAACACACAAAUCCUGUAGUGAAUGCUUGUGUUCUUCUUGGGCAUCUUUCUUUUACUGAAGAUACACAAAUAAAGUGAACUUAUAAGUGUAAAGAAAAACACAAAAAGCUGAGGAUAUUGCUCUGUUUUUUCUUUCAGAUAGAUACUGUGUUCAAGAAUCUGGGGUUUGUUAAAAUGUUGAGGUCUAAUUUAAUGUUGGUGGUUAUAUUGUGUUUUUGUGUUUAUUUAUGUAAUGGGUCUGUUUCAUAUGACCAUAAAGCUAUUUCCAUUAAUGGCCAAAGAAAAAUUCUUAUUUCUGGAUCCAUUCAUUAUCCAAGAAGCACCCCUGAGAUGUGGCCAGAUCUUAUUCAGAAGGCAAAAGAAGGAGGGUUGGAUGUUAUUCAAACUUAUGUUUUUUGGAAUGGGCAUGAACCUCAACCCGGUCAAUAUUAUUUUGAAGAUAGGUAUGAUUUAGUGAAGUUCAUUAAGCUAAUUAAGCAAGCUGGACUCUAUGCCCAUCUCAGAAUUGGUCCUUAUGCUUGUGCUGAAUGGAACUUUGGGGGGUUUCCUGUUUGGCUAAAAUAUGUUCCAGGAAUUAGUUUCAGAACAGAUAAUGGUCCUUUUAAGGCUGCUAUGGAAAAGUUCACAAGGCACAUAGUGAAUAUGAUGAAAGCAAAUGGAUUAUAUGAGACUCAAGGUGGUCCAAUUAUUUUAUCUCAGAUUGAAAACGAAUAUGGACCGAUGGAAUAUGAACUUGGUGCACCUGCUCGAGCCUAUACGAAAUGGGCUGCUCAAAUGGCUGUGGGUCUAGGCACUGGUGUCCCAUGGGUCAUGUGCAAGCAAGAUGAUGCUCCUGACCCCGUUAUUAAUACUUGCAAUGGUUUUUACUGUGACUAUUUCUCUCCCAACAAAAAUUUCAAGCCGAAAAUGUGGACUGAAGCUUGGACAGGAUGGUUCACUGAGUUUGGAGGUGCGGUUCCUUAUAGACCAGCUGAAGACUUGGCAUAUUCAAUUGCUAAGUUUAUUCAGACUGGUGGAUCCUUUGUCAAUUACUAUAUGUAUCAUGGAGGAACUAACUUUGGACGUACUGCGGGUGGCCCAUUUAUUGCUACAAGCUAUGACUAUGAUGCUCCUCUUGAUGAAUAUGGACUAAAACGGGAAGCUAAGUGGGGGCAUCUGAAAGAUCUUCAUAGAGCUAUAAAACUAUGUGAGCCCGCUUUAGUGAACGGGGAUCCCACUAUUGUCAAUCUUGGAAACUAUCAAAAGGCAUAUGUUUACAAUUACAAGGCUGGAGGCUGUGCUGCUUUCCUUUCAAAUAAUAACAGAGCUGCUUAUGCAACUGUAAACUUCAGAAAUCAGCGUUACAAUCUUCCUCCUUGGUCUAUAAGCAUCCUCCCGGACUGCAGGAACACAGCUUAUAAUACUGCAAGGGUAGGUGCACAGACCUCACUGAUGCAGAUGACUUCAGCAGGUGGAGGAUUUGCUUGGCAGUCAUUUAAUGAUGAAACGGAAUCAUAUAACGACAAUGCGUAUACAACAGUUGGGUUGUUGGAACAACUUAAUGUCACUAGAGAUUCUUCCGACUAUUUGUGGUACUCGACAGAUGUCAAGGUUGGAUCCAAUGAGGGGUUCUUGAGAAGUGGCAAGUGGCCUACACUUACCGUAUUAUCUGCGGGUCAUGCUUUGCAUGUUUUCAUUAACGGUGAACUAUCAGGAACUGUUUAUGGAAGUCAAAAGAAUCCAAAAUUAACUUUCAAUAAAGCGGUGAAUCUAAGAGCAGGUGUGAACAAGAUUUCACUACUAAGCAUUGCAGUUGGUCUCCCGAAUAUUGGUCCACAUUUUGAGACAUGGAAUGCCGGCGUUCUUGGUCCAGUCACACUCUAUGGCCUCAAUGACGGGAAGCGAGACUUGACUUGGCAAAAAUGGUCUUAUAAGGUCGGGCUUAAAGGUGAAAUUCUAAGUCUUCACUCACUCACGGGUAGUUCAUCUGUCGAAUGGAUUCAAGGUUCUUUGGUGUCUCAAAGGCAACCACUAACAUGGUACAAGACUAUUUUCAAUGCUCCAUCGGGGAACGAACCUUUGGCUUUAGACAUGAGCAGUAUGGGGAAAGGUCAAAUAUGGAUAAAUGGGCAAAGUAUUGGACGUUAUUGGCCUGCUUACAAGGCACGUGGAUCUUGUAGCACUUGUAGUUAUGCUGGCUAUUUUGAUGAGAAUAAAUGCUUAAGUAAAUGCGGUGAAGCUUCACAAAAAUGGUAUCACGUACCUCGGUCUUGGCUAAAACCAAGAGGGAACUUGCUGGUUGUUUUUGAAGAAUUGGGAGGAAUCCCAUAUGGUAUAUCAUUGGUAAAGAGAUCAGUUUACAGUGUGUGUGCUGAUAUAUACGAGUGGCAACCAUCAUUAAUGAAUUAUCAGAUGCAAGCGUCUGGUAAAGUCACUAAACCGUUAAGGCCAAAAGCACACCUUUCGUGCAGCCCGGGUCAAAAGAUAUCUUCGAUCAAAUUUGCUAGCUUUGGCACCCCGUUAGGAGGUUGUGGUUCUUAUAGUGAGGGUAGCUGCCAUGCUCAUAAUUCCUAUGAUGCAUUUAACAAGUUAUGCAUUGGACAACAAUCAUGCACAGUACCUGUAACUCCUGAGAUAUUUGGAGGAGAUCCUUGCCCGAAAGUAAUGAAGAAACUUUCGGUUGAAGCCAUUUGCAGCUGAUGAUUAUUUUAAAAGAUGGAAUGAAAGUUCCGAGAACUUCAAGGCAAUUUGGUUUGAAAGCAUUUUGAGUUUUUAUAUAAUUUAUAUAAAGUUUCAUAUAUUAUUUUGUUACCCGGAAUAGUUCUCACGAAGAUCACGGAAACCAUAUGAUAGGCUUUUUACCAAAGGUGAAGUUGUACAGAUAUGCAGCACACCGUUUUGGUUCAAAAAGUAUUGUCGUAUAUUAAGACUUUGCAAAGGGAUGUAUAUAUAGGUUGCAUCCACCCGGAUGUUAUUACUAGGAAAGCACGUUGAGACUCGUAAUUGAGUCCAUGAGCUUAUGUUUCAUUUUGAUUAUUUGAAUUGAAAUGUAAAAAGCUUCUGGCUUUUGUAUCUUUGUUUACACUACAGAAGCAAUUUGUUAUUGCUUUGCCAUUGUAAAAACACUUCAAGAUGGUAAUAUAUUAAGUUUAUCAAA
This is a messenger RNA of Erigeron canadensis, 3286 nucleotides long. RefSeq names its product beta-galactosidase 1-like. The transcript has 19 exons. Lineage: Eukaryota; Viridiplantae; Streptophyta; Magnoliopsida; Asterales; Asteraceae. Gene Ontology annotation, cellular component: vacuole; cell wall. The record is from RefSeq and is a predicted model, not a curated record. Gene Ontology annotation, molecular function: beta-galactosidase activity; carbohydrate binding. Bases 325 to 2829 code for a protein of 834 amino acids. Gene Ontology annotation, biological process: carbohydrate metabolic process.